GUGGUGAAAGAAGUCGUCAAUUCGUAAGCUCCCUAGUAUUGGGAAACCUGAUAAUGUUGGGAAAUCUUGAAAAAUUCCAUGUUGUCUUUGGAAAACUUCAGGUAGAAAAAUCUGCAAGUCAGAUUGGAGUAGCUGCUGUGAUGGUUCAAAGGAAUGUGCUGAGCUAGCUAAGAGGUGGCUAUUCCAUAACAUGCCAAAAGAGGAAACUAGACAUGUGGCCCAAAAUGCGGCAUCAAAACUAGAAUGCACUUUACGAACAAAGUAGGAGAUCAGGGGUUAUGGAGAGUUUUUUGGGGGGGUGGCCAACCCUUUACCCGCUUUGGUUAGAAGGGACUGCAAGGGCUAAUUGUUAGCCAAUGCAUUGGCCUUUUCUAAUCCUUGUGAAGGAUGCUAAUAUUAAGAUAACUGGGAGUGGAGGCAGCCUUAAGAGUUCUGGCCAACAAGGCAGCAUAUUGGCAGAUGUGUUCAUGUUGGGCGGGAACUAGAGGGUACCCCAUGCAGUGGCAAAAGCGAAGAUAGCUGCUGCAGUGUUGCUUGGUAUUGCUUGAAAAGGUGUGGGAUCUCUAGUGAAAGACCUCUUCUAGCUGCCUGGCCAGGUUAGGGUCCAGAGAAUCUGCGAGAAAGAAAAUCGGUGCUGAUACCAGACUGGUUGGUUACUGGGGAGUUGUGAAACAGCAUGUGCAAUAACACUGAGCUUUGCUGGGAUGUGUAACGCAGUAAACAUAAAAUUAUGAAUAACUGAAAGCCAGAACAAUAGCCUGAGCACAUGCGUAACAGCAGGUUCCCCAGUAGAACCUUUAUUGAUAAUGUGCAUUGCAGCUGCAUUAUCACAAGGAAUGAUUUCAUUUUGAUUUUGCCAAUGAGGAACUCAGAUGGAGGCUGGCAAGGUUUGAGCCAGAACUUCUUUAUGAUCAAUGUGUAGGGUUGUGAAAGUCUAUCGUAAAAGACGAUUGUGUAGUGGAAAAGUCUAUCAUAAAAGAAGAUUGUAUAUUGAAUUAUCAAAACAACACAGGGGAAGAGAGCAGCAUUUUUCUCUAGAUGUCUGAACCAGUUUAAAAGGAGAACAUGAAAAUUUUGACAUUUUUUUGGACUACAAAAGCCCAGUGGUGAUCAUCGGACCACUGACAAUAGGUAUUACAAAGAACCAUAGUGAAGGCCUUAACAUCUAAUCUUUGACAUCUGUAAAUAAGAUAAAUCAGAAAUGGCUAUACAAUGUUUGGUAUUUGAAAGACAAUUGAUUUUUAUAAAUUGAUCAUUAUUUUCGUAACAAGAUUAUUUGAACUUAUUUUCAUGUUUUUGUCUCUACCAAAUGCUACCUUAAGAGAGCACCAUGAAAUAUCAAAGUCCUUAAAAUUUCCAGGGGUAGUGCUAAGAGGCCCUUCCCUACAGAAAGGGUUGACUCCCCUUCCUGAUCCUUCUCUUCCAACAUGACCACUGCACCAGAUGGGCAACUCCCAUGUUUUGGGGACCCACCUGAUAAAUGGUGUGACCCCUUCUAAAAACUUAGCUGGAACACUGUGUUAAGGAUUGACAAGAAAGCUUUUGCUGCUGAUACAUCUAUUUUUGUAGAAAGGAUGUGGUCCACAUAGCUUCUGCGGAAAUCUGGGAUUUUGUUGUCUUGUUCCAGUUUCCCCAUCUGUUUGUAACUAGGGGCUUAUACCUACAUUGUAAAGGCUUAUACCUACAUUGUCAGUCCAGUUGUAAAGCUUGACAUCAACCUGGAACAGGUGAUGCCGUGGUGCUUUUUCUAGCAGUUGAAUCAGAUCAGGUUGAGUGGUAUUAAGAUUGUUUCAUUUAAACAGUUGUCUACGAACAUCUUUUCAGGGAUGAUUUUGAUGGUUUUUGGAGGGGUCUAUUUGUGUACAAAGAUGUGAUAUCAUAGGAUACCAUUAUGGUGUUCUUGUCGAUGUCCAGUUUUCGAAUCUUUUAGCAAAAGAGAAGCUAUCUGAUAUUAUGAAGCAAUAGACUGAUGGGGGUUCAACUUCUCAUCAAGCCAUUUGACAAGGGCAUAGUUGUUGGUACCCAUGGCAGAUAAGGAUGGUCUCAUUGGUAGCUUCUCGUUAUAUCAUAAAGAUGUACUCAUAACAGCUACAUCAAUACUUUUAUCUGGCUUUGUGAUGACAAUGUUAUCUUAUUAGGUGGGUUCAUACUAGCUUAGUAAGUAGACCUUAAGUACACAAAGACCUCAAGUAUACUUGAGAUCACAUAUGUUCACUUACCUUGAUAAGCGUUCAUAUUUAAAAUUCUAAGUACACUUCAAGUGACAGAGCCGUCAAUCAAAUUACUCGCCAAGUAUAUUAAGCAUAUGCGUGAGUGCGGCAAAGAUUUAAACAUCUAUUUUACAUCAUGCGACCUCAAAAGCUCAAAAUUGCUUUUAUUAUUUGGCUUUUAUUUCUCUUGCUGCAACGACAGCGGGCUAUGCUGCUUCACCAAGCUUAUCACUUUCUCAUUGUUGAGGAAGAAUUUAGAAUGCGACGAAGGAACCAACGCCGGAUUAUGUUGAUGCUUUUCUGCCAAAUGAGUCAAAAUGCGUCACGAAGAAGAAGAGGUUGGGCUUGGCCACGACCACAAAACUGGUUCUGUAGUUUGUUGGCAAAUCCAGUGCUGAAUUUUCUUUGGAAAGAACAUUUUAGAGUGACAUGCAAAACCUUCGAUUACUUAUGUGACCUUGUGAGGGUGAACUUACAAAAGCAACACACGAGGUUCCGAGAUCCGGUCAGUGUGGAGGAAAGAGUUGGUCUUUCACUCUGGUGACUUGCAACAGGCAACAGCUACAGAAGUUGUGGUUUACAAUUUGGCCUUGGAAAGAAAAUGGACGAGUUUGAGGAAUCUUAUCGAAUAUCCCAAAUAAUGGGAGCAAUCGACGGGUGUCAUAUAGAAAUAAAUGCGCCACCAGACAAUCACGAAGAUUAUUUUAAUCGCAAGCAACACUACAGUGUGAAUCUGCAAGGCAUAGUCGAUGCAAAUUUAAAAUUUAUCCAUGCUAGAGUAGGGUAUCCUGGCAGUAUACAUGAUGCGCGGGUUCUAAGGCUAAGCGGUCUUUAUGAUNAAAAAAAUCCAUGCAGUAUUUUCUGCCAGAUCCACAGCAAAUAUCUAAAGAACUUUGUAGAUUUGCAAGGCAGGAUACUUUCUACAUAUAAAGUAAUGCAUUACAUCUUCAUUUUCACCGUGCACCACCUACCACCACCUACCACCAUCGUGUACCACAUACCAGAAUCCCAAGCCUAA
Molecule: messenger RNA, 3228 nt
Organism: Orbicella faveolata
Lineage: Eukaryota; Metazoa; Cnidaria; Anthozoa; Scleractinia; Merulinidae
Source: RefSeq, a predicted model, not a curated record